Molecule: messenger RNA, 1395 nt
Organism: Perkinsus marinus ATCC 50983
Lineage: Eukaryota; Perkinsozoa; Perkinsida; Perkinsidae
Exons: 11
Coding region: 1-1395 (464 amino acids)
Molecular function (GO): calcium ion binding
Source: RefSeq, a predicted model, not a curated record
AUGGGUAGUUCAUCAACAACAACAAACAAAGUCGAGAAUGAUGAUAAGAAGAACGAUCUCGUGCGGCUCAGUACCAAGGACUUUCAAGGGAUUGCACUUGAUAAAUGGGUCGAAAAUAACGACAACUUCUGCAAUCAUUGCAGGGGUCGUAUAGGGAGAUUCAGGAGAGCCUACCGUUGCUCUAAAUGUAACAAUAUCGUGUGUCAUAACUGUUUGGAGACUGGAAGGUUUAUUGGUCCGAAAAUUUGCAAGAGAUGUUUCAAGGGGGAGGAGAUAAGUAACUCCAAGCUAUUGGAAAGCCGUUCCUUUUCGGCGGUGUCGGGAUCUUUGGCCUCGGCACCCGAUCAAGACUCGAAAAUCAUCCCAGCAUCAGGGAUCUCGUCGUGCAGUGAUCCACCGAGCACAGCGGUGACCGAUAUACCGGUGGUUCAGGCUACACUAGCUUAUCAGCCUAGAAAACUACCAAGUAUCUGGAGGCAGGCAAAGGUCAUGUCUGAUGGACAGAAGUACAUAGACCCUCAUGACCCAACAGUCCGAUUCGGAUGGGAUCUCUACGCGUUGUUAAACAUUCGUGUCAUAGAAGCGAGGGGUCUCAGAGCAGCCGACACCAACGUCUUUGGCCGAAAGUAUAGUUCUGAUCCCUACUGUGUGUUAUCAGUGGAUAAGGAUAAGAUAGUUCGGCGAACACCCUACAUGAAGCACACGUUACAGCCUGUCUGGAACUACGUGUGCUCAACGAUGGUGUUGAAGACACCAAGUCAAAUAUUGCAAGUGGAAGUGUUCGAUCGGGAUGUAGCAUCGUCUGAUGACGUGAUCGGUAGAGGAAUCCUCGACUUGUCCACUCUCCGUCACGACCAGCCUGUCGAUGGCAAACCGGCGGGUGCUGUUCGAUUAGAGGUUGAAUUCAGCUUUACUGUGAUCUCGGAGGUGGCCGCGUAUAUGAAACGUUAUAUGCUGGCUGAGGCUCAGCCUAAAGACAGACCAAAGUUCGAUGUUAAUGCUCUUUAUGGCCCUGGCAUGUACAUCCUGGAGACACUAUGGACAGAUACCUUGAAGGGUCUACUCAUGGGUUUCUUCUACCCGAUAUUCGAUUGCUUCGUGGAGUAUUGGCCAGCGGCACUAUGCUGGGGAGUUGCAGCUUUGAUGGGACGUAAUAAGAUGAUGUCUGCUUACAAGAAGGCUUCCGAUCAAGAGUCCUCCAUCAGUAGACAUGGCAGUAUGGCCUUCGUCGCUUUGGAUGACGAUGAUGAAGAGAAGUCGAUCAACGCCUUAGUGCGUAGUUUCACCCAGUUGUCCCCUACCUGGCUUAAGGAUACAGCAGCCCGGUUCCAGCGGCCUCUCAGGAUUCUCGCCGAUUCCUUAGACUUCGCGCAAGAUUUACUCAUGUGGAGGUGA